This is a messenger RNA of Bolinopsis microptera, 2031 nucleotides long. RefSeq names its product diphthine methyltransferase homolog. Bases 972 to 1901 code for a protein of 309 amino acids. Gene Ontology annotation, molecular function: diphthine methylesterase activity; protein binding. NCBI's taxonomy places the organism in Eukaryota, Metazoa, Ctenophora, Tentaculata, Lobata, Bolinopsidae. The record is from RefSeq and is a predicted model, not a curated record. Gene Ontology annotation, cellular component: cytoplasm. The transcript has a single exon. Gene Ontology annotation, biological process: protein histidyl modification to diphthamide.
UAGUGAAUGUACUCAUGAUCUGUCUACGUCAUCACGCCCGAACCUGCCCCGGUGCCCGACCUCUUCUAAAGCUUCUCCGACCAGCACGUCAGUCACGUGACAGAGCCAUAUUAUCAGGUUCCACUCCACCACCAGUUCUACCUAACUGUAAUAUAUCCAGGUUUUUAUCUACAAUCCCCGGAAAGGUAUAUACAGGUAUCAGAUUACAGCAGGCUACAUUACGACAUCUGCAUACCACACAUACCGCAUUCCACGAACACCUGCCAGAACCCGAGUCCGAGGAGGAAACAGUCCGGAUAAACUAUAUACUUCGGGACGGAACAGUCCGGACAAUAGCAGGACGGACAGGAGAUAACGUCAUGUACCUCGCGCACAAGCACGAUAUUGAGAUAGAGGGCGCGUGUGAAGCGAGCCUGGCGUGUUGCACGUGUCACGUGUAUGUGGAGGGUGAGUACUGUGAUAUGUUGGAGGAGGCGAGUGAGGACGAGGAGGACAUGUUGGACAUGGCUCCGGAGCUCAAGGAGACCAGCAGAUUGUCAUGUCAGAUUGUGUUGGAGAGGAAGUUGGAUGGGAUUACGGUGCAGAUACCCAGGAUUACUAGGAACUUUUAUGUGGAUGGUCACGUGCCUCAACCUCACUGAAAUUGAGACUUUCUCGGGUUUUUAAUGUUUAUUUAUAGAUUUAUUGUUUGUUUGAAGGUUUAUGUUCUGUGUAGAACCUUUUGUAACUUUUUACUAGCGUAGGCCGUGCUUUAUUUGAGAGCGUUUUGGUGUAAAUUAUACAUUUGAUGUAAUGUUUCAGUGACCCCCUAAUUUAUUAAACAGUGCAGCUUAUAAUACACAUUGUAAACCAUUUUAUUUCACAUUCAUAUUAUCACUCUUGUUUCACUAGUAGGAACUACAAUAUCAAAUAAAUUAUAAAAAUGUCAAAACUGAAAAUUCGAUCCCUUAGUUCCCUUAAUCUAGAUAAAGAUGAUAGCCUCGCACAAAACAAAGUACAGUGCAGACAGCAUUGAGACAAAACCAGGUGACCAAACCAAGUUUGCUUGCGCAACAUACCAACUAGACUCUAGCGGAACAGAAAGACACGGUAACGUCUCCAUUCUAGACUUCCAGGAGAAGUCUGUUAAAGUAUCGUCAGUCCUAGAAACGGGAGGAGUAUUGGAUCUGUGGUGGAGAGAUGAGGGAUGUUUGUUGGCAGCAUGCGCUUCAGGCGAGUUGCACAUGAUUGAUGUUGAUAAGGACUGUGCGUUAAGUGUGCACAAUGUUGCUAAGGUGUCAAGUGAUAUUUUACUGGCUGUUGACGGGAGUUCUAAUACUGUUGUCACCAGUGAUACUGCUGGAAUCAUCUACUCAAUAAACCCAGAUAGUUUGGAAAUUUCAGUGAAGAUAGAGGCAGCACAUGGUGCGCAGGGUUGGGGCGCUGAAGUAUGGGGUUUAGCGCUUGACAGGCACGAUGUAAACCUGGUUUACAGUGGGGGAGACGACUGUUUGUUGAAGUGCCAUGACCUGCGCACCCCUCACACUGUCUCCACCUCACGAUACCACACCAUGGGGGUGUGCUGCAUAUCCCCUGAUCCUGUAUCUCCUAACCGGAUAUUAUCCGGAAGUUAUGAUGAGUUGGUCGUUGAGUGGGAUACCAGGAACUUUAAACAACCCCUCAGAACUGUCAGUGUAGGUGGUGGUGUGUGGCGCAUCAAGCGCAGUCCUGACAAUAUGCAUGCGCUUAUAGCAGGCAUGCACAGUGGGUUUCAUAUCGCGGACUUGACAGAGUUUGCUGUAGCACAGACCUACACAGGACACACAUCCCUUGCGUAUGGGGCAGAUUGGUUAGACCAGGGGUUUGUUGCUACCUGCUCAUUUUAUGAUAAUUUGGUUAACGUUUGGCACAGCGGUGUCUAGUUGGAGCACCCCUUAUUAAUUAUUUGCGGAGUAUCGUGUGACCAAUUUUGGUAUUUGUUAAGUUAAUUGCUUUUACAGAGAUGUACCUGAAGUUUAAUUGCUAAUUUAUUGUUUUAAAAAUAAAGUUAUU